Molecule: messenger RNA, 1617 nt
Organism: Carya illinoinensis
Lineage: Eukaryota; Viridiplantae; Streptophyta; Magnoliopsida; Fagales; Juglandaceae
Product: WAT1-related protein At1g25270-like
Exons: 7
Coding region: 196-1308 (370 amino acids)
Cellular component (GO): plasma membrane
Molecular function (GO): transmembrane transporter activity
Source: RefSeq, a predicted model, not a curated record
GGAGACUGUUCUUUCAUAAGAUUCUCUCUCUGAUAUCUUUGUGGGUGUACUCAGCUCUCUCAAUCUCUCUCUGAUCUUAAACCUGCUGCAUCAUAGAUCUUUGUAUAUUUUGCAUGUUUCCAAUUCCAAACAAACCAAGAAGAAUAAGGCUAGGAAUAGAUCUAGAUUCUUGCUGAUCUUCAUGUGCCUUGUGAUAUGGAAGUAGGACGCAAUAAUACUUGGAAUGAUGUAUUUGAGUGGGUGAAGCCAGCCAUAUUAAUGGUGGUGGCUCAGCUUCUAGUUGCGGGUGGGAACAUCUUUUACAAACUGGCUGCUUAUGAUGGAAUGAGCUUGAGGGUUAUUGUUGCCUAUCGCUUCAGUUUCGCUGCUGCUUUUGUUGUCCCUAUUGCUCUCCUUGUUGAAAGGAAAAGUAGACCAAAACUGACUUGGGCAGUACUCUUUCAAUCGUUUCUUACCGGAUUAUUCGGACAAUCAUUAUAUCACAAUUUAUUCAUUGAGAGCUUGGCAUUGACAUCAGCAACGUUUGCUUCAGCCAUGACUAACAUCAUUCCUGCCAUUGCCUUCAUGCUGGCCGUCUCCUUUGGGUUGGAGAGGCUGGGACUGGGGACAACUGCAGGGAAGGCCAAAGUGUUGGGAACAUUGAUGGGAAUAGGUGGGGCGAUGCUUCUCACUUUCUAUAAAGGUCCAGAAAUCAACAUUUGGUUAACUAAUGUUAACCUUUUGCGUCAAGAUAGUAGCCAACAUCAAAGCCGCGGACAUGACUCGACAACCCUGGAACCUGAAAACCGCCUAUUGGGUUGUAUAUUGGCUUUAGGAAGUUGUCUGUCUUAUGCCACUUGGUUAAUAAUUCAGGCUAAAAUGAUGGAGAAAUAUCCAUGCCACUACUCAAGCACAGCUCUCAUGUGUGUAAUGGGAUCAAUCCAAUCAGUUGUUUUCGCCCUGUGUUUGGAAAGGGAUUGGAGCCAAUGGAAGUUGGGCUGGAAUAUUAGGCUACUGACAGUGGCUUACUCGGGAAUCUUUGGCUCUGGAAUAAUGGCAAUUUUAAUGAUAUGGUGUCUACGCAUGAGGGGCCCUCUAUAUACAUCCAGCUUCAACCCAUUAAUGCCGGUUUCAGUUGCCAUCAUGGGGUCUUUACUACUGGAUGAAAAGUUGCACCUUGGAAGCAUUAUAGGAGCCGUGAUGAUUGUGUGCGGAUUAUAUUCGGUGUUGUGGGGUAAAUACAAAGAGAUCAUCAUGAAGAAGAAGAAGGUUGUAAGUACGACGUCGAAUCAUCAUCAUGAUCAAAUCAAUAUAUCACCUGAAAAUUAAAGCUCCCCAGAUGAUCGAUCAACGAACAUUAAUCUGAACUAAUUAAUGGCCGAUUGAUCGAUCACAAGUCGUUGGAAAAAGGUGGAACAGGAAGAAAGAAAGCAAAGAAAUACAUGAGAAGAUUGAUAUAGUAAGUUUGCAUGAAAGCUCGCAUUGGAUUAAUCAUUUCAUGAGCUCAUGUCUUUUUCCCUCUGAUCUGAAAAAACAAGUAAAUGUCUAUGUAAUGGGAUAUAAAUUUUGAUGUAUAUCAAUUAAUUUAGUGUGUUAUUUGAGCAUAAUGAAAUUAUGAAUAUUUUUGUUUUUAAGAAA